This is a messenger RNA of Drosophila hydei, 1182 nucleotides long. RefSeq names its product tRNA selenocysteine 1-associated protein 1 (gene Secp43). Lineage: Eukaryota; Metazoa; Arthropoda; Insecta; Diptera; Drosophilidae. The record is from RefSeq and is a predicted model, not a curated record. Gene Ontology annotation, molecular function: RNA binding. Bases 111 to 1148 code for a protein of 345 amino acids. The transcript is spliced from 2 exons.
GCAACCCUGUCGAAUGUCAAUUUAUUGUAAACUUUGUUUACGCGUGUUAUUCUUGUCAAUUUAUUAAAAAAACACAAAAAAGAAACGUGAAAUAAAAUAAUCAAAACAAGAUGACGUCCGUACAUUGUCAACUAUGGAUGGGAAGUCUGGAAUCAUACAUGACGGAGAAUUUCAUAAUUGCCGCAUUUCGCAAAAUGGGCGAAGAUCCAACAACAGUGCGUCUUAUGCGUAAUAAAUACACAGGUGAGCCCGCGGGCUACUGUUUUGUUAAUUUCAUAUCGGAUGAUCACGCACUGGAUGCCAUGCACAAGCUAAAUGGAAAACCCAUACCUGGCACAAAUCCCAUUGUGCGUUUUAGACUAAACUCUGCGAGCAAUUCGUAUAAACUGCCAGGAAAUGAGCGUGAAUUUAGUGUUUGGGUGGGUGAUCUUAGCUCAGAUGUGGAUGACUACUCCUUGUACAAGGUCUUCUCCAGCAAAUACACAUCGAUCAAAACAGCCAAAGUAAUCCUGGACAGUCUGGGCUUUUCUAAGGGCUACGGGUUUGUGCGUUUCGGCAUUGAGGAUGAGCAGAAAUCAGCACUGUACGAUAUGAAUGGUUAUGUUGGUUUAGGCACUAAGCCCAUAAAGAUAUGCAAUGCGGUACCCAAGCCAAAGGCGGAGCUAAGCGCUGCACUGGGCAAUGGCGGCAACACUUAUGGCUACGGAGGCUCCAGCACAGCGUCCACAUCUUCAACGAGUGCAGGCGGUGCUGAUUAUUCGCAAUAUUAUGAUCCGACCAGCACCUACUGGCAGGGCUACAAUGCCUGGCAAGGCUAUUAUGAACAAGGCGCAGCUCCUUCAAUAACAGAUGCUGCCGCCUACUAUCAACAAGCAAUGUCCCAAUCCCACUCAAAUCCACAGACACUCGCUCAGCACGCCGAAGCGUGGAGCGCACAGCGCAGCGCUCAAUACGAGCAGCAGCAACAGCAGCAGACUACCCCAACUAACGGCACUGCCGCUGUUGAAGAUGAUUACGGAUUGGAGGAUCAUAAGUUUGUGCUGGAUGUGGAUAAACUCAAUCGAGAGACUAUCGAUUCAGAUCGUCACCUCUAUGAUGCUUUGGAGAGCUCCAAAUGGCUGCCCAUAGAGCAAUUGGAGGUUUAUUAGAAAUAAUUAUGGUAAAUAAUAUUGUAAAUUUUAA